Messenger RNA from Symbiodinium necroappetens, 640 nucleotides. The record is from the annotation of a GenBank genome assembly. Lineage: Eukaryota; Dinophyceae; Suessiales; Symbiodiniaceae.
GUUAGGCUGCGUUGGGCGUGGCUGCAAAGUUUUGCAGCUCUCGGUCGAAAAGAACACCCUGACAGAAGUCUGCGAGUGGGAAACGGAGGAGACCGGCAAGCCCCCUUCCACGAACGUCGCGAGGUGCUCUCCGAACGGCCACUUGGUGGCUACUGGCGGCACCGAUGGCAUCGUGCGGAUAUUCGAGGCAGCCAAGCUGCAAUCGAGCCCCGUUCUGAAGCACAGCUGUGCCAAGAACGACGAGGUCUUAGAUCUUGAGUUUUCGCCGGACAACAAGGUCCUGGCCUCCUGCGAUCGAACCGGUCUCUGCAGACUUUGGGAUCCGUCGACCGGGGAAGAAACUAAGUCGAUUGACUUCAAGCACGCUGGCACAGCGGUGGCGAUUCGAGCAAUACGCUACUUGCCGCCGCAGGAAGGCCAGCAGCACUUCCUUUGUGCAAUGUCUGCCCCCAGGGGCCCUGCUUGCCUAGCGAUUUACAACGCUGAUGGCAACGUGGUCAAAGAUGUCAAAGUUCACGACAAGCCCCUGACAGCCAUCGCAGUCGACAAAACGGGCCAGACCGUCUGUGUCAACUUGGUGACCGGCGGUAAGUGCUUGUACUCUUUGCCGAACAUGAGAUGUUUGAAGAAGGCAGAAAAU